Molecule: messenger RNA, 3162 nt
Organism: Pestalotiopsis fici W106-1
Lineage: Eukaryota; Fungi; Ascomycota; Sordariomycetes; Amphisphaeriales; Sporocadaceae
Exons: 8
Coding region: 1-3162 (1053 amino acids)
Source: RefSeq, a predicted model, not a curated record
AUGUCCUGCACAGAUUCUCUCGAGUACCAGGACGCUAACAAGUCCGAGCAUGAGCAUCAAGGUAUUCAGGCUUCAAAGAACCAAUUUUCUUUCAAUGAAGAGUUUGACGUCUUCUUGAAGAAGCUAGCCACAUCUCCUGAUGGAAAACAGGAUGCCUCUGUAGUUUCAUCGCGAUUGAUCACUUACCACGAUCUCCAAGAUAAAGCCGCUCAAGAUGGUUAUUCUCUGCGCAGCCUCCCAUUGUCAAAACUCAGCUCCAGUUUUGGCAAUGGUUACUUCUGCCUUAAGUCCAUGGACAUGGCCCGCGUUGAUAGCUCUAUGUCUCUUCAGGACUACAAAGACCGUGAGAUCCAGUCUGACAAUGGAGAAAAAGGACACCAAUCUAUGAAUGUGUACUGGACGCGCGACUUUCAAGGAGAUCUUAAGAAGGUUCUUAAAGAUGUUUCAGAGACAGGCAAGCUUCCUAAGGAUGAGCGCGAGCCAUUCAAACCAGAGGCGAUUCCAGACUAUAAAUCGGCUCUCAGCACGGAACAGUCCAUCAAGAUGGAGAAGCCGAAGGAGAAAGACUCCUUGUACGGCCUUUCUCAGGACAAUUGGUCUCAUAUUAUUGAGGGAAACCAGCUGCUGUAUGCGUUUCAGGUUAACGAGGAGCUUGUGGACAGACUCCACGGGCAGUCUCUCCAAGACUUCUUGGCAGUCAAGCCUAGCAAAGCAACUGAGUCCAAUGACGCAAAAACGACAGAGAAAGCCGCAGAAGAUUCCAAUCAGUCGGUUGAUUCCAAUGACGCAAAAACGACAGAGAAAGCCGCAGAAGAUUCCAAUCAGUCGGUUGAUUCCAUGGCUAUACAUGAUGAACCCAAUGUUUCUGCUAUGUCGACAGUCAACUCAGUCGUCCCAAUCAGCCGCUCAACCAGGCCAGUGUUCAUCAUCAACCCUGACUCUGGAAUUGGAAGCAGUGGGAAAAAGGAACUCGAGUCAAGCAAGAUCCAUGCUGGGCUAUUCUGGAGUAGUCCCAACAUACUGAGUACCACCGAAAUCAUCAAGGUUGAGGACACUGUUCAGCAAUGGUCUAUCCAGAGUGGCAUGUCUUCUAAGUCAUUCACCGCAGGAAUAUCAUUCCCAAUUGGCAAGGCGUCCGUUGGUGCUAAAUUUGGGUUUGAGCGUGAGCAAAUUAACGAGAACGAGCAGAAAAAGGCAGAGCGUUGCAGUACUCUUACAGCAGUGCAUCUGAUUCCUACAGCACAGAUAAAUAUCAACGAAACUACAGUUCUUCUGAGUCCUGAUGCUGAGGCUGACAUCAAGAAACUGAGACAGAAGCGAAGGUUCUCUGAUCUAUUCACUUUUCUGAUGAAAUAUGGUAUGAAGACCCAGCGAAGCUCGAGUUCGCUGAGCCUGACAGUUUCUGCAGGCACUCAGGUCUACCAGACCGUUACACUCGGCGGCCAAUUGUACCAUGCACAGUCUUUAAACACUUCAGACGCUCAGCAGGUACAGGAGCAGAAAAAUCGAGUCAAGAAAUCUAUGAACGCAAGCCUUGGCAUCCCGGAUUUUGUUGAGGUCACCACCGGCUAUUCUAAGGAGGACAGCAACACAAAAGUGGAAGGCAACAGGGAAAUCCAUACCACAGAAAACCUGUCUUGGUCCGGAAUCGGUGGCAAUCCCACCCUCAUUGUUGACCCUCCUAAAUGGCGCGAGUCACUAAACGAAUACACUAACUGGAGGCCAAUUCGGUAUGAGACUCCUGUCCGGAUCGAUACUUUUAUCGGCAGGAUCCAGGGCUACAGCGACGUGCCGGUUCUCUUUUCUGAGAUAUUGUCGACUGGCGUUUUUAACCGUUCUAUUGCCUCCUUGUCUCCCGUUGGCCUCCAAAGAAGUGAUGACAAGUCGUCGUACUUGGUCCCGACGCCUGGAAUGAUCAUUAACGCGACAACUGGCACCACUCUUCCGAGUUCAACUUCAUUAUCCACUAUCCAGACGGAGGUAACACCAGGGGGUUAUUCAUGGGCCGUUUAUGCGAAACCACGUGGAAUCCAACAGGAAAUACGUGCCGAGUUGCAAUCCACCUUGAACUUCAUGGUCAACAUUCAUCACCACGCCCGCUACCUCAAGGAUCUAUGCGCAGAUACAGACAGUUUCUCAAUUUUGCUCAAGUGGACAUCUUCGUCGGUCAGAGAUUCGUUUAUAGUUGACGUGGAACCGAAUACGCAGAAGAGCGAGAACGACAGAACUGAACUCAAGAAGGCUUCCACACAGCUUGAAGCAGCUAAAGAGACACAGAAAAACGCAGAAACUGCCUGGGAACAGGACAGAUCUACACUUGAGAAGGACAAGGCGAGUUGGCCAGCGUGGCAAAGGGGAACGCCAGCAGAGCAGCAAAAAGCUAAAGAUCAAAAGAAGCAGUUCGAUGACGCCAAAGCCAAGAGAGACAAGGAAAAGGCUAACAACGACAAGCAAGUCGCCAUGAAUACUGGAAGGCUUGCUUAUGCUAGGGUGCUUGGCCUAACAGGCCCCGAUGAUAACGCGGAUAAGAACAUGCUACUCCUCAGAAGCGUUACCUCGGAAGCAUGGAUCGUGGGUCUUUGGACAAUUCGCCGACAAAAUCCCGCCAAUGCACCUUCUAAGAAGUCGGGCAAUAGCAAAGAGACGUCACUUUCGAUAGAAGACUUUGAAGAUCUCAAGUCUGCAUUUGUCCGACGUUUCAGCGGCCCACAAGGAAUCGAAGGAGGCUGCGACUUCAUCAAUGACACCCUGAGGACUCGGUCGCAGGCGGUUGUCAAAUUCAGCAUGUUUGCUAGCGAUGGGAUUGCCAGACAGGAGGCUGAAGUGCAUAGCAAGAUAGAUCCUCGGUACGCAUUCGACUUUAUCGAUCGACGGAUCAGCCUCAGCAGCAUUCAUUACUUGGCUGUUAGUGGCGAGAUUGCAGCAGCUGGUGGAGGCCCGUUGCCCCUUCAGGGAUAUAUGCCUGAAGCUAUACUUUUGCAGUAUCAGGAAGCACUAGCUUGCCUUAUCUUCCUUCAAACCCAGAAAGAGAAUGUAAAAGACUCGAAGAAAAAGUUACUCAAAUCGAUUCAGGUACAGGAUGCAGCAGGAGCACAGAAACAGCUUACAGAGUUUUUUGAGACGAUGUAUAAGCUUGAGGUUAAGAAGAAGAAGGAAGAUUAG